Astyanax mexicanus (Mexican tetra) is the source of this 4511-nucleotide messenger RNA. It is a transcript of the gene ntrk3b, whose product is annotated as neurotrophic tyrosine kinase, receptor, type 3b. Gene Ontology annotation, cellular component: plasma membrane; axon; signaling receptor complex. Bases 596 to 3076 code for a protein of 826 amino acids. The transcript has 17 exons. The record is from RefSeq and is a predicted model, not a curated record. Gene Ontology annotation, molecular function: ATP binding; neurotrophin receptor activity; neurotrophin binding. Lineage: Eukaryota; Metazoa; Chordata; Actinopteri; Characiformes; Acestrorhamphidae. Gene Ontology annotation, biological process: regulation of phosphatidylinositol 3-kinase/protein kinase B signal transduction; cellular response to nerve growth factor stimulus; cell surface receptor protein tyrosine kinase signaling pathway.
CUUGCAGUCUUGCAGGUGUCACUCUUCAUUCCGCCCUGUAGGUGGGUCUUAACGGAUUCGUCCGUCCUCCUCCAAGUACCGUUACAGCUCCGGGUUUUUCCUCUGUCGUUUCUUUUCUUUUUUUUCUGGAGCUCGUCCGGACAUGGACUGGACCAGACUGUAGAAUGAAGCAAGCGGAUCGUCGGUGCCGGGAGGACUCGUUUUUAUAACGGAAUACUUUCUUCAAAAGGGGGAUUUUUUUGUUCAAAUAAACCAUCCCCCUAUCUAUACAAACACAUAGACACACAAACGCUAUUACAAACACACACACACACACACACACACAUACACGUACACCCGCACACACACACACACACACACACACACACAGGCACGCACGCUCACACGAACGCAAGCGCGCACAAUGUCCACAGUGUCUGUGCGUUUUUACGCAGCCGCGGCGCAAAUUUCCCGUCUUUGAUUUUUGCCAUCAUUAGUGUUAUUAUUGUUUUUAAUUCAGGCUUUAUCCUCGCUCGCUUUUCUCGUCGUUGGACGGAGGAGCCAGCAGCCCGUCAUCCAGCCUCUUCGCCAACUUUCCCCCCCUCCAUCAGAAGGCAUGGAUCUAUCGCGGCUCGGUUCGGUUCGGCUGUGCGGUUUAAGGAUUUUUAGGGCUCUGUGGCUUCUCUCCGCCGCCGCCUUCCCAGCCGCGUCCCUCGGCUCCAUGCUCGACUGUCCGCCGACCUGCAGCUGCUCGCCCACCGAGAUCCACUGCAAUAAGUCCGACAGCGGCAGCUUCUUCCCCCUGCUCGCGCUGCACGACACCGGGGGCAACAACGGCAGCGGCAGCGGCGACAUCGAGGACCUGUUCAAGAACAUCUCGUCCAUACACAUAGAGAACUGGACAGGACUGCAGAUUCUAAGGGAUGUUGACAUGGAGCUCUACACUGGACUACAGAGGCUGACUAUCACAAACUGCAAUCUACGAUCAAUUCAAGCUCGGGCCUUUUCACAAAACCCUCAUCUCCGAUACAUAAACUUGUCCAAGAACCCACUCACCACUCUUUCUUGGCAGCUCUUCCAUCACCUGCAACUGGUUGAACUGAGGCUGGAGGGGAUUGUGUUUGACUGUGGCUGUGAAAUUCGCUGGAUCCAGCUGUGGCAGCACAGAGGAGAAGCAGGCUUACAAACUCAACAGCUCUACUGCAAGAACGGAGCCUACAAGAUCCGCCUGCGGGUCAUGAACAUCGCUCAAUGUGACCUGCCGGAUAUCAGUGUGACUCGCAGCAACAUGACUGUCAUGGAGGGAGACAACAUCACAGUUACCUGCAACGGUUCGGGAUCUCCGUUACCUGAUGUUGACUGGGACGUGUCUGGGCUGCACUCUAUCAACACACAUCAGUCCAAUGUAUAUUGGCCAAACAUUCACUCCAUCAAUCUCACUCUCGUCAACGUGAGUCGGGACGACAACGGCUACUUACUGACCUGCAUCUCUGAGAACGUGGUCGGGAUGACCAAUAUGUCUCUGCAGCUGGCAGUGCAAUUUCCUCCAGUGAUUCUGAAGCUGGAGGAGCCGGAGCGGCGACACCACACCUGUAUCGAGUUCACUGUGCGGGGCUUUCCACAUCCGACACUGCGCUGGCUGUAUAAAGGCCGGGAGCUGCAGAGUCCAUACAUCCACACUGAAAUGGAUCUGUACCAGGACUAUCUGGAGGGCUGCCUGACUUUUGAGAACCCUACACAUUACGACAAUGGAAAUUACACACUGGUGGCCACUAACCCCCUCGGCUCAGUCACCAAAACUGUCUUUGGACAUUUCCUGGAGGCACCACCAUUCAUGGAUGAGGAGGGAAUUCUAGAGUACGACCCCACACCUGGAAAUGAUGCGAACAGACCGGAUGAGGACUCUUUUGGGAUGUCCAUAGCUGUGGGAUUGGCCGGCUUUGGCUGCGUGUUUCUCAUUGUGAUGUUUGUGCUCAUCAACAAGUACGGCAGACGCAACAAAUUUGGAAUGAAAGGUCCAGUAGCAGUGAUCAGUGGUGAGGAAGACUCCGCCAGUCCUCUUCAUCAUGUCAACCACGGCAUCAUCACACCGUGCACACUGGAUGCUGGACCUGAUGCUGUGGUUAUUGGAAUGAGCCGCAUUCCUGUGGUGGAGAACUCGCAGUACUUCCGGCACGGACACACCUGUAGCAAACCUGCCACGCACGUCCAGCACAUGAACCGGCGGGACAUCGUGCUGAAGCGUGAACUGGGCGAGGGGGCUUUCGGAAAGGUUUUCUUGGCGGAGUGUUACAACCUCAGCCCUACCAAGGAUAAGAUGCUGGUAGCUGUCAAGACCCUGAAAGAUCCAACUCUGGCUGCAAGGAAGGACUUCCAGAGAGAGGCAGAGCUGCUGACUAACCUCCAGCAUGAUCACAUCGUCAAGUUUUACGGCGUGUGUGUGGAUAGCGACCCUCUCAUCAUGGUGUUUGAGUACAUGAAGCAUGGAGAUCUCAACAAGUUCUUGAGGGCUCAUGGUCCAGACGGCACCAUCUUAGUGGACGGCCAUCCCAUGCAAAGUAACGGGGAGCUGGGUCUAUCGCAGAUGUUGCAUGUUGCCACCCAGAUUGCAGCUGGGAUGGUGUAUCUCUCCUCCCAGCACUUUGUCCACCGUGACCUGGCCACACGUAACUGCCUGGUGGGGAACGGCCUGCUGGUCAAGAUUGGUGACUUCGGCAUGUCCAGAGACAUCUACAGCAUGGACUAUUAUCGGGUGGGUGGACACACCAUGCUGCCCAUUCGCUGGAUGCCACCCGAGAGCAUCAUGUACCGGAAGUUCAGCACGGAGAGUGACGUGUGGAGCUUCGGUGUCAUCUUGUGGGAGAUCUUCACCUACGGGAAACAGCCGUGGUUUCAGCUGUCCAAUAACGAGGUCAUCGAGUACGUUACACAGGGCCGGGUUUUGGACCGGCCCCGCCUUUGUCCGAAGGAAGUUUACGACCUCAUGCUGGGCUGCUGGCAGAGCGAGCCGCAGCAGCGACUGAACAUCAAAGACAUUCAGAAAGUCCUUUACGCUUUAGGCAAAGCCACACCCGUCUACUUGGACAUCCUCGGCUAACGCCGGCGUGUUUCACCCUCGCCCGAGGCCAACGCAAUCCAGGAAUAACCAAACAGCCCCUAACCUUACUACUCCACUGUAAAAUCACCUACACGCUGGGGAUGGACUUAAGUGCCUGCAACACCUUUUUUCAAUACACUGGAAUAUAAAAAAGAAAAAAAUAUUUAAAAACAAGUACUUUUACAUUUUGUUUACUCAGUACAGUAUAUAGUGUACAGAAUUCUACGAAGAGAAACAUUUUCCUAAAAGCUGAUGAACAAAAUACACACAAACAAAAAUUGUGUCAAAGGAAAUUGUUGCCUUUGACAUGGCAACCACGUGUCUAAUGAAAAAAAAGCUUUCCAGUGUUUCAUUUUAUAAACGUAUAUAUACAUAUAUGAAUAUAUUUUUAUUUAUUUAGUUUCAUUUUGGAAGGUAUGGGUGCCUGUUGUGUUCAGCGCUGUUGGUAGAUUUUCAUUUCUGUUGAAAAAAUCUUCAUUUUCUUACUUUUUUCUGUUUUUAUUUUUUAUUUUUCUUGCUUUUCAAAGUUGGGUCUUAAUCAGAAAAGCCUUACUAAAUUUAGGCUCUUUUUCUAGCUAGCUAGUUAGCAUUUCUUUCAUAUCUUUCGCUUUUUUUUUUAUAAUCGGCUAUUAAAUUUCAUUUGUCAGUUUAAUUUGUCGGUGAAGAGUUCUUGAGUGGGAAGCGUCUUUAGAAUACUAAAAUAUAGGUAUAUUUUAAUUGUAUGUGAUUGUACAUACUGUAAAUUUAUAUACUUGUCAACUUAACUUAUUUUCUUUUCUUUUUAUGGUCGUUUCUUUUUGUUCGUUUUUUGUUUUUUCCUUUUUUUUGUUCUUUCUCUCAACCCAGUGGUUGGUUGGUAGCAUAGACUUUUUAAACACUCAACCAUAAAGAGGGCAUAAAUAUUGUUCUGUGUGACCACUAGUGCAACACUUAAUCCACCCACGCUUUUACGGUCAGUUCAUUUCCCGUAUGGAGCCAGAUCUGGAAAGAACUGCUGCAAGACAGCUGUGGAGGAAACAUCAGCUGCCCGCAAAAUCGUGAAGAAAUGGUAUACUGCUUUAUUUUCAAAGUUGCAAAAAAAAAAAAAAAAAAAACCUUAAUGUGGCAAAAGAACAAACUGCAGGCCUCCUGACACAGUUCUGAACGGACACCCAUUUGACGCAAUGUUUUGCAUACCCUUCAUACGUAUGUGAUAUUAUCAGUGCCAUCGCAUCGGAAGUUAACGAUCUCACGGUGUUGUCGUCUGUAGCGAAACAAUUCUGUGUUCUUUUUUGCAAUAGGUGUGUCUGUAGUUAUUUUACACCGAAAUCUUUCGCAACGUCACCAUUUUGAUGACUUCAGAUUCUCUUGCCUCUUUGCAGUACCGAAAAACGUUUGCUAAAGACAAACGACAAAUGUAUGUUUAGAUUAUGUAUUAAAUAAAUAUUUAAAAAUC